Arxiozyma heterogenica is the source of this 2451-nucleotide messenger RNA. It is a transcript of the gene AFT1, whose product is annotated as DNA-binding transcription factor AFT1. Gene Ontology annotation, biological process: positive regulation of transcription by RNA polymerase II; cellular response to iron ion starvation. The record is from RefSeq and is a predicted model, not a curated record. Gene Ontology annotation, molecular function: DNA-binding transcription factor activity, RNA polymerase II-specific. The transcript has a single exon. NCBI's taxonomy places the organism in Eukaryota, Fungi, Ascomycota, Saccharomycetes, Saccharomycetales, Saccharomycetaceae. Bases 1 to 2451 code for a protein of 816 amino acids.
AUGGUAACUCAAUCAAAUAGUUCUAAUAAAAAACUUAUAUCUGAACCCAGUUCUCCUACAAAUAUACCUUCUUUGGAAAAUUCCAAGAAUGAUCUAAAGAUUGUCAAAGGUGAAAAAACUCCAACAAAAACCAUUCAAGAUAAAACUGAAGUUAAAAAGGAAACAGGAUCUCUGACAUUAUCAAAAACUCUAUCGUUAUCUUCUUCUUCCACUUCAUCAACAGUAACGUCAACUUCCCUCUCUGUAUUGACAUCUGCAUCAAUAUCUACAGAGCCAAAAUAUUUCCAGCAAUAUGACCCUGUUUUAAAGAAUGAAGAUGGAUCAAUGCUGACGACCCCUCGAAAUAUCCCAAUGGUAAUUUCCAAAGAUCAGAAUAAAUUGAUUCACCUCGAUCCAGUACCCAAUUUCCAAGAUAAAGCCGAGAUUAAACCGUGGUUACAAAAAAUCUUUUAUCCAAUGGGUAUUGAAAUUGUAAUUGAAAGAUCUGAUAAUACCAAAGUUAUCUUCAAAUGCAAGGCAUCAAAGAGAGGUAGAAAAUCAAGAAAGUCUUCAACUAAUGGAACACCAAAUAAAAUUACAUCUACAUUUGAGGAUACAGUAAAAGAAUGUGCAGAGAAAUUUAUUAUUCAUGACGACACAGAUCUUAAGAAGCAAACAUCAGAGAAAGUAAAGGAAGCGAAUGAUUUAAAAACCUCGACUUCUAUGUCACAAGAAUUAGCCAGUUUAUCAUCACAACAACCGAGAGUGAAAAAGAAAAGAGCUAUAUCGCGAUUUAAUGUUUGUCCAUUCCGUAUUCGUGCAACAUAUUCUUUGAAAAGACAUAAAUGGAGUAUUGUAGUAGUUAAUAAUACCCAUUCCCAUAAAUUAAAUUUUGAUCCAAAUUCCGAAGAGUACAAGAAAUUUAAAGCUAAAUUAAGAGAAAACAAUGAUAUCGAAGCCAUUAAGAAAUUCGAUGAAUUAGAAUAUAGAAAAAUACGUAACUUACCAAUUCAAACUUCAAUGAUACCGUGCGAUUGUGGUUUAACUAAUGAAAUUGAAAGUUUUAAUAUUGUUAUACCAAAUGUUAAUUCAAUCAAGCCUAUAUCUACUCCCGUUAGCUCCUAUACUAUCUCAAGUAAUACUGAUUAUAUGAAAACAAAUAAUAUUCAUAAUAGUUCUAGCAAAGUGGUCACUGUCAUGAGCAAUAGUAAUAAUACUAAACGGAAAACGAUUAGUGAUUUAAUAAUACAAAAGAGUCGAAAAAAUAAUGUUAUUCAAAAAGAAGGAAAUAAUGCAUCGGUACUGAACAUUGAUUCCUCUACAACUGAUAAUAUGAAUAAUAUUGACACAAGUGAAGUACCGUUAUCACAACUACAGUCAAUAUUAUCACAACAACAACAACAACUAGAACAACAUCGGGCAUCUAUUAUAAAUAGAAUUAUUGAUUGGGGAAUACAAGAGAAAUCUACUAGUUUUAAUAAUUUUAAUCCGUUAUCGCAAAAUUUCAUAAGUAGUAAUAAUAGUGACAAGAAUAAUAGUGAUUAUGAGCAUAUCUAUGAAAACAAUUUUAGCCUAGGUUACAAUAAUCUAAGUACAUUCUAUGGAUUAAGUAAUAAUGACAGUCAUACGGAGAUAAUUAAAGCCAAAGAUGUAAUUCAUGACGAAGAGAACGAUGAAGAAUUAGGAAAUUAUGUGCAGAGAAUUAAUGAUGAUUAUGUAUACAACGGGAAUAAUAAUGUCAUGGCAAACGAAUAUUAUCAUAAUGAUUUUGAUUCAUAUAACACUGAUUAUUUUUAUAAAUUUAAUGGACCGUUCGAUUCUGGAAAUAUAAUUCUAAAUAAUAACUAUAAUCAUAUUAUUAACAGCUUAAACAAACAUGGAAAUACCAAUAAACAUGAUAGAAUUUACAACACUGAUAAUGGCUUCAAUAAUGUGAAUAACACAAACCACCACAUCAACAACAACAACAAUAAUAAUAAUAAAAACACUAAUAUUGCCAAUAAAAAUUAUAGUAAUACUAUAAAUGUGAAUGUGAAUAAUAGUUAUAAUAAUUAUUAUAAUAGUCACCUACAUGAAGUGAAUGAUGAUUUAUUAUUAAUUAACAAUUUUAUUGAUGAUCCCAUAUUUAAUGAGUCACAUUUAAAUAUGAUGAAUCUUCAUUCAAGCAAUUUAGAAACACCAUUCCAUAAUAUACAUAGUGAUAAUGCUAUUGCUGGUACGAAGUUAAGGAACAAUGACAAUGGCAAUAAUGGUAAUAAUAAUUGUGAGAAUGUCAAUGACAAUGGGAAUAGUGAAAAUGUUAAUCUUAUUGAUUUAAAUGAAAUUGAUUUCACAGAUAUUUUUAUUAAUAAUGGGUAUAAUACGAUGAGUGAAUUAACACCAAAGCAUCCCAAUAAGACAAAAAACGAAUUAAAUAAAGAAGAAUUGAAGAAACCAGAAGAAGAAGCAAAAGAUUUGGACAUAUUCCAGUAA